This is a messenger RNA of Cuculus canorus (common cuckoo), 2668 nucleotides long. It is a transcript of the gene APBA3, whose product is annotated as amyloid beta precursor protein binding family A member 3. The record is from RefSeq and is a predicted model, not a curated record. Gene Ontology annotation, cellular component: plasma membrane; cytoplasm; dendritic spine. Gene Ontology annotation, molecular function: amyloid-beta binding; protein binding. Gene Ontology annotation, biological process: chemical synaptic transmission. The transcript has 10 exons. Bases 7 to 1788 code for a protein of 593 amino acids. NCBI's taxonomy places the organism in Eukaryota, Metazoa, Chordata, Aves, Cuculiformes, Cuculidae.
CCAAGCAUGGGGCUGGAGGAGCCAGGGGCGGGGACGGAGCGACCAAGAAUGGGGCUGGGGGCAGCGGGAAUGGAGCUGGAGGAGCCUGAGAUGGAGCUGGGAGUGGGCAUGGGGCCGGGGGAGCCCCAGGAGAUGGAGGUCCUGCUGUCCCGGCUCCGGAGCCUCGACCCUGCAGAGCAGCCUGGGCGCCCAGCUGCGUGCCCACCCUGCCCAUUACACAUGGCCAUGCGCCGAGGCCUGCGGAGCUCGCCAUGCUGCGCCCGCCACCCCGACGGCUCCCGGCCCUGCCAUGGGCUGCUCUUUGCUGACACGGACCGUGAGGCCCUGCUGAGCCUCUUGCGCGGCGAGGGCGGGAUGCCUGAGCCUGGCACCGAGAUGCCCCUCGCACACUCUGGCGUCCUGGCGGGGGCCAGCCUGGAGAUGCUGCGCGCUCAGGAGGAACCGGCUGCUCAGGGGAGCCCACAGAGCUCGGAGGAGGUACCUGCUGGCAGCUGGGAUCAUGGAGAGGGACUCUGCGAAGACGACUGUGCCCGCAGGGACAGCGGGGAGGGUUCCCCGGCUCUGGCCUGGGUGCCCGUGCCUCCCGCUCCAGCCCCAGAUGCUGAACAGCUGCCUCAAGGCACCAGGACCAACAGGGAACCCCCAUCUUCCUGCCUGGCCUUCAAAGAUGUUCCAGGCCCUUGCGACCCAGAGGAUCUGCUGGAUGGUGUGAUUUUUGGGGCAAAGUACCUGGGCUCCACGCAGCUGGUUUCGGAGAGGAACCCCCCGACUCGUGUCCGCAUGGCACAGGCACAGGAGGCAGUGGACAGGAUCAAGGCUCCAGAGGGGGAGUCCCAGCCCAUGACGGAGGUGGAUCUCUUUGUGUCCACACAGAGGAUCAAGGUGCUCACGGCUGACACACAGGAGGCCAUGAUGGAUCAUUCCCUCCAGACCAUCUCCUACAUCGCAGACAUUGGUUCCCUCGUGGUGCUCAUGGCACGCCGGAAGCUGCCUCAGUGUUCAGAGGGGGUGGAAGAGAAGCGGCUCUACAAGAUGAUCUGCCACGUCUUCCACUCAACCGAUGCCCAGGUCAUUGCUCAGGCUAUCGGGCAGGCGUUCGGUGUGGCCUACCAGCGCUUCCUGGAGGCCAACAGCAUCGACCCGAGCGAGCUGAGCCCUCGCCAGUACAACUGUGCCCUUGAGGACCAGGAGCAAUACAAUGCAGAGCUGACCCACUUCUCCCGGCAGGAGAACUGCAAGGAUGUCUGCAUCCGGAAGCAGAAGGGGGAGAUCCUGGGCAUCGCCAUUGUGGAGUCGGGCUGGGGCUCCGUCCUGCCCACAGUGGUCAUCGCCAAUCUGAUGCACGGGGGCCCGGCGGAGCGGUCAGGAGAGCUGAGCAUUGGAGACCGCCUGAUGUCCAUCAACAGGACGAGCCUGGUGGGGCUGCCCCUCGCCACCUGCCAGAGCAUCAUCCGGGAGCUGAAGCACCAGACAGAGGUGAUGCUCAGCAUUGUGCACUGUCCACCUGUCACCACAGCUGUCAUCCGGCGCCCCGACUCCAAGUACCAGCUGGGCUUCUGUGUUGAGAACGGUGUGAUCUGCAGUCUGAUGCGUGGGGGCAUCGCAGAGAGAGGUGGCAUCCGCGUGGGGCACCGCAUCAUCGAGAUCAAUGGGCAGAGCGUGGUGGCAACGCCACAUGAGAAGAUCAUCCAGCUGCUCACAGAGGCAGUCAGCGAGGUCCACAUCAAGACCAUGCCAGCCUCCACGUACCGCUUGCUGACCGGGCAGGAGCAGCCCCUCUACCUCUGAACCACUGGCCAAGCCCAGCUGUCACUGCAUGUGCCGAGGGCCAGGCAGGAGCGAGCCCAAGGAGCCACAAGCUCUGCCUCCUGCCCCAGCACCCUUGUCAAAACCCUCUCAUCUCCAGCGGGGCCUAAUUCCUGCUCCUCACCAGUUUUUCUCAGGACACAGAGGGAGACUCUGGAGGCCUGAUACCCAGCUUGAGCAGCGUCAGGGCCUAUGGUUGCUGCAGUUUGGGGACCUCCUCCCCUCCAUUCACCCCUCCCUGCCUCCGUAUCUGCAUGGUGCCUGUCCUGCUGCUUCCCAGGGUUGCUUGCCUGGGCCUGGUGCUGGCAGGAGGAGGGGAGACCCUGUGUGAAAGGUCACUCCAUCCCCUUACUACAGACAGUGCUUUUACACACAGUUAUGGUGCCUUUCCCCAUGCGGGGAUGGUGCUGGAAGCACAGCUCUGGCACAGCCCAGAGCAGUGCUGAGCCCGCACACGAGUGUCUGGGUGCACGCUGGCACCCUGAGAGAGAGACGGCAGCUCCCCAACUUAGCCUUAAGGGCAGCAGCACUCCUGUUACCCACUCCUCCUCCCUGGGUUUGCCAGGGGCCUUUGGGAGUGCAAGCAAACUUCCUGUUGCACCGAGCUGGGAAACGACUGCUGCCUUUCCCUGGUGCUGCCUUAAGCUGUUCUGCACGCACAGCCUGGGCCUCGGGUGCCGGGGCGUGGGGUCACAGCCCUCAGGCUGUGAAAGGGAACGCGUCCCAGGGAGCCUGGGGUCUGAGCCUUUCUGUGAGUGGGGCUCCAGGUCCUGCACUUGAGGCAGCGCCGACCUGGCUCUGCCUGUGUGCUUGGUUGAUAUAAAAAUAAAAAGGCUUGGGGAACGUGGGAAACUGCGUUUGA